AUGGACUCUUCCUUUGAUCUUCCGGACUCCACCGACUGGAUCAAAACGUCCUUACCUGCCUUCGAACCGCUCGAAGCUGCCUUGCGCUGUGAGGUCUGCAAGGAGUUCUACCAUAACCCCGUCAUCACGUCCUGUUCCCACACAUUCUGCUCGAUAUGUAUACGAAGAUGUAUUGCUUCGGACGGGAAAUGUCCGAGCUGCAAGACAGGAUGCUCUAGCGACAAAUUGGCACCAAAUAUUGCGGUUAGAGAAGUAGUAAUGCGGUUUCAAGAGGCGAGGCCGAAAGCGCUGGAGUUAGCGCGUGCAGACAAAGACGAGGAAGUCAAGGGCGGUCGCAGAAAGAAGAGGAAAAUAGAAGACACGGAUAUAGAGGAAGACGACAAUGUCAGGCAUACUCGGUCUCGACAAACCCGGAGUAAAAGUCAGCGCAACGGAGGUAGAGCAGCAUCGCCUGCUGUAGUCGCUGAUAGCGAAGACGGUGACGAAGAUUUUGUCCCGGAUGGUAUGGUCAAGUGCCCAGUCUGCAAUCGUGGCAUGAAGGAAGAGCUAGUCUACAACCACCUGGAUACAUGCACUGGGCCAAAUGCGUCGCCGGGGCGUAAUACCAGGCCAAGGUAUCAAGAGACUGACAUUGUUGCUAUCAGAAUAAAACCAGCCUUCCCCGCGUUACAGACACGAAAAAAAGACCCUUCGCCUCCGCCAACAAGAUUAUCGCAACUCAACUAUGCUAUGAUGAAAGAGACCGCAUUGCGGAAAAAGCUACAAGAAAUUGGCAUCCCCAAUUGGGGCACCAAAGACCUAAUGAAGAGGAGACAUAUAGAGUGGAUCAAUAUCUUUAACUCGAAUUGCGACGCCCAUGAUAGUCUGAGAAAGAGUCACAGGCAGUUGUUGAAAGAAUUAGACGAGUGGGAGCAGACCCAGGGCGGUAAAUCGAACAACAAGGAGAGUGCGAUUAUGAGGAAGGACUUCGACGGCGAAGGGUAUGCAAAAUCGCAUAGAACAGAAUUCGAGGACUUGAUUGCACGAGCGCGGCAAAAACGUGCGACGUCCAAAACAGACGACGAGUAUUCUGGGCAAAACACGCCUGCAGACGGACAACGCACAGGAACGCGAGACGAGACUACGGCGAAUGGUACCGAUGAUCCCUCUCGAGAAUCCAUAUCGAAUCAUGCUUCCCCAGAUACACUUCUGCCAGGCUACGGUCCCCACAAUCCAUCCGAAGACGGCCAAUCAGCGCCGGCCACCAUGCCAGCAAAAGGUGAAGCAGCGAAUAGCACGUCGACAAUACAUACUCUGAAAUCCGACAAUUCGAUGCAAGGAAAAGAGAUUCCCUUAGGAAGUCCGAGCCGUCAGGUGCCCAUUUAUGCGGUUCCUGAAAAACCAGUCAAGGACAUGGAGGGUAAUGCGGCCGUGCAAUAG
Molecule: messenger RNA, 1419 nt
Organism: Bipolaris sorokiniana ND90Pr
Lineage: Eukaryota; Fungi; Ascomycota; Dothideomycetes; Pleosporales; Pleosporaceae
Exons: 2
Coding region: 1-1419 (472 amino acids)
Biological process (GO): protein monoubiquitination; DNA damage tolerance
Cellular component (GO): nucleus; Rad6-Rad18 complex
Molecular function (GO): ubiquitin protein ligase activity; single-stranded DNA binding
Source: RefSeq, a predicted model, not a curated record